UUAUAUCCAAAUGUUGUAUUACACUCAAAUGACAUAAUCAGAGAGACAGUCCGUGGUUUUAGGAUCGGUUACAUAUGAGUGAGGCGUGGCGAAGGCGCGACAUUGUACGCAGAAGCAAAACAGCUCCUUCACUUUAAAAGAGUGAACGUGUAUGAGGUUCGAGGUCACUUCAGGGGAACAACGCAGUGGCCCAGCCUCCCGUCAGCAGGAAAUACAGAUUCUUAUUAUUACCGAAUUGAUAUCUGUCCAAUAAUUUGGUCUCAGUCUGCGCUACAAACGGGCGGUUCAAGGAAGAGCUGUCGAGACACAGAAUGGCUGCAUUUGGCCGUCUGAAGCAGUGCCUUCCCACAGGCAGCACCAUAUGUAGUCUUCACACCAGCAGCCGCGUUACUGCUAAACAGCACUACAAGAUGCUCGUGCUCGGAGGAGGAACUGGGGGCAUUACCAUGAGUGCUCGGAUGAAGAGACUGAUGGGAGCUGAGAAUGUCGCUGUUGUGGAGCCCAGUGAGGUGCACUACUAUCAGCCAAUAUGGACACUAGUAGGUGCUGGUGCAAAAAACUUACAAUCAUCUGGUCGCUCCACUGCCAGCAUCAUGCCUUCUGGAGUGAAGUGGGUGAAAUCCAAAGUUCAGGAAAUAAACCCAGACUCCAAUACUGUUCGCACAGAGGAUGGAAGUGAGAUCACAUAUGAGUAUUUGAUUGUGGCUCUUGGACUACAACUCCAUUUUGAGAAGAUCAAAGGACUGCCAGAGGGGUUUGAACAUCCAAAUAUAGGGUCAAACUAUUCGGUCGAGACAGUGGAGAAAACAUGGAAAGCACUGCAGAACUUCAAAGGGGGCAAUGCUGUGUUCACUUUCCCAAACAGUACUGUCAAAUGUGGUGGAGCUCCACAGAAGAUCAUGUACCUGACAGAUGCCUUUCUCAGAAAGACAGGAAAAAGGGCAAAUGCAAAUAUAAUGUACUAUACAUCACUACCUGUGAUCUUUGGAGUCAAGAAAUAUGCUGACUCACUGUGGGAAAUUGUUAAACAACGUGACAUACAAGUGAACCUGAGGCACCAUCUGAUAGAGGUGCAAGCGGACAAACAAGAAGCUGUGUUUCAAAACCUUGACAAUCCAGAGGAAACCAAAACAAUUGAGUAUGGAAUGCUUCAUGUCACACCACCAAUGGGACCCAACAUGGUGAUUAAAGGAGGUCCACUGGCUGAUGAAGCCGGCUGGUUGGAUGUAGAUAAAGAUACUCUUCAACAUAAGAGCUUUCCAAAUGUGUUUGGGAUUGGAGACUGUACCAGCCUGCCCACAGCUAAAACUGGUGCUGCUGUUGCUGCACAGAGUGCUGUCUUGCACAGAACCAUCAGGAAAGUACUGAAAAAGGAGAAACCAGACACAAAGUAUGAUGGCUACACAUCCUGUCCAUUGGUUACAAGCUACAAUACAGUAAUGUUGGCAGAGUUUGAUUAUAAUCAACAACCACUGGAAACAUUCCCCAUCAACCAAGCCAAAGAAAGAAGACUGAUGUACUACAUGAAAGCUGAUGUGAUGCCUCAUCUGUAUUGGCAUGGACUUCUACGGGGCCUGUGGGGUGGACCAGGACCAGCAAGGAAACUCUUACAUCUUGGGAUGAAAUGAAGCAAUAUUAUCAGUUUGCAUGUUAGGAGUUAAUUUCCUAAAUUUAUUAUCAUUUUAACAUCAGUGCAAAAUUCAAUCAUAAACAUUCUGUUGGUCAUACAGUGCUAACUUCAAAUUGCAUUAAAAAAAAUUAUAUGUAUGCACUAAUCACUAAAAGUGUCUGCACUUGAUUAGUUAGGCUCCCAUAAUGAAAGUUGAUAUUGAAAAUGAAAAACACAAUAUUCUUUGUUUUACUUUGACUAAUUUAUAGUGUUUUUCUUCAGUGCCUGUUUUGCACAACUUUAAUUGAAAAGAUGCCUGCACACUUACUGGCAUACCAAGUGACUUUGUCCUAUUAUACGUCUAAAUUCCUCAGCUAAACAUGGUUCAAAAUGAACUAAUUUAUUCAUACAAACUGCUACAUUUUGAUGAUCAACUGGAUUUGUUUAUGCUUUGUAACUGAGCAGACUACAGAUCACCCAGCAUGAGUACAUUAUUGUGUGUUCAAAAAUCUAACUUGUGACUCUAUUGAAUAAGAGUUUCCAAAGGAAUAUCAUACACUUAGUGUGUCUUUUACCAGUUUUUUAUCAUUUGUACAUGGCGGCUGUGUUAUUGAUCAUUAAUAAGAGUGAUGUGUCCAAAUGUAUUAAUAUUAGUGUUUGUGAAAAUGUUUUUGUUCAAAUGUCACACAAGAAAAAAAAAAUACAUAUAACAUAUAACAUUCAUUAUUUGUUUUCAUUACAUGGAUUUGAAAGUUAUACAACUUUCUGUGCAGAAUCAAGGGUUUCAGUGCUUUUGUAUUACUUUCAUCAAAAUACCUACUGAUAUCCAACUGGCUGGGUUUGAUUCAGAUACCAGUGUUUCAUAUAUCUUCCUGGAAAUAAGUAAUAUCUCCUUAAUGACAUACUCAGCAGAUCUCGUCUAUUUAACAUCUGUCUACCACCAUCUGGACCACACCAGUUCCUGCACAGAAAUCCAGUUUGGUUGGAGAGCAUCAUCUCUGGCAGUGACAAUAGAUGUCUCUGGGGUUUCUUCAUGUUGCUGAGUUGAUUUAUCAGAUACUCCCACAAAUAGAUGCUAUAUUUUCUGCAGUUGAAAGUAUUUUGUUGAGUGCUAAAUAGUUCACAGCUGACAGCAUUGUUAUUUGUAUCAUGUUGACAUAAUGUCAAUAUGUAUAACUGCUAACAGUAAAUCUCAGUCCUCCUUCAUAUUUCA
Molecule: messenger RNA, 2822 nt
Organism: Solea senegalensis (Senegalese sole)
Lineage: Eukaryota; Metazoa; Chordata; Actinopteri; Pleuronectiformes; Soleidae
Product: sulfide:quinone oxidoreductase, mitochondrial-like
Exons: 10
Coding region: 312-1628 (438 amino acids)
Cellular component (GO): mitochondrion
Molecular function (GO): sulfide:quinone oxidoreductase activity; FAD binding
Source: RefSeq, a predicted model, not a curated record